Messenger RNA from Schistosoma spindalis, 785 nucleotides. Lineage: Eukaryota; Metazoa; Platyhelminthes; Trematoda; Strigeidida; Schistosomatidae. The record is from the annotation of a GenBank genome assembly.
AUGGUAACUAAUUUUAUACUGUGCAAAAAAUAUUCUCACUAUUUUAUCAUUCAGCUCCAUUCGGAUCGUGAAAUUGGAACCUAUGUUUCUGAUCGAUAUUCUUACUAUGCGUUUCAGUUUUUGGAGUCUGUUACUCCUUCGAGCAAAAGAACAUUGUAUGAUUUUUCCCAAUUAUGCUCUUUCUCAUUAUGUCAAUCAACUGUUGUCACUCGAUCUGAUUUAUUCAGACGUGAUAUACGUCGCGUACUUGUUACAGACUUUUUUGGUAGCGUACGUCAUAUAAUCCCUGGACCAGUUAUAGAAAUUAACAAUUCCACUUUGUAUGAAAACAAUACAUUAAGUAAACACUGAAAAGAAGCAUGUUUCGUACGUUACACCUCUUGACAUGUAUAUGUGAUACUAGUUUUUAAAUUAAAAUAUUGUACAAUCCGUUGGACCAUUUACAUACAUUUUUCUGUAAUUGUUUUAAAAUUUAUUGAAUUUCGUUAAUAUGACGCCAUAAUUUUUGUAAUAACACCAUAGGGAAGAGCUAAGUUUGUUAAUCGCUAUAAAUUCUCAACAUUUAUUUCAGCCUAUUAAUGUUUUAAGUACAGCUUUAUGGUUUGAUGCUAUCAAAGUUGUUUUUGAUUUCCUAAGCGAUAGUGUAAUUCCCUUCAGUGCAAAAAUACAUGACUGACAUUUGUUUCAAAGAUUAGUUUGAGAUAUGAAGUUCUUUGUGACAAUGUGUUCAUAUUAAGGAAUUUCGCCUUGUUAUUCCAGUUAUUGCUUCCAAUAAAAUGGCGUGG